AUGGAUACGACUCACACGGAGCGAUACCACGCAACGUUGUUGAUGUGCAGCUCGUCAACUCGAAGAUGCAUCAACCAGCUCACUGACAUCGGCGUGUUUCUUCUCAGCGGUUGGAUCGUCAUUCCCAUGUUGGUCAGUGUGGUGGCGCAAUCAAAAGGAUACACGACUCAAGUCGCAAUACUUUCGCAUCUGGAAAUGUCGAUACUGCACACUCAUUACUGUGGCAUCGUGAAAGCUGACAGCAAAAGUGCGGGUGAAGAAUACGUAUGA
Molecule: messenger RNA, 270 nt
Organism: Peronospora matthiolae
Lineage: Eukaryota; Oomycota; Peronosporomycetes; Peronosporales; Peronosporaceae
Source: the annotation of a GenBank genome assembly